Molecule: messenger RNA, 1092 nt
Organism: Miscanthus lutarioriparius
Lineage: Eukaryota; Viridiplantae; Streptophyta; Magnoliopsida; Poales; Poaceae
Source: the annotation of a GenBank genome assembly
AUGGAUCGGCAGGACCAGGGCGAGGCUACGGCGGAGGACAAGACGGGCCCGCUGGCGCUGCUGCCCGACGACGUGCUAGCGGACGUGCUCCGCCGCCUCCCGCCGCGUGGCCUCGCCGCGUCCAGGUGCGUCUGCAAGGCGUGGCUCGCCGUCGUCGACGCCCGCCGCCUGCUGCGGGCGGAUCUCCUCCCCUUGACGCUGGGUGCGUUCUUCAUGAAUUUCUACAACUACUACAUCUCGGAGUUAUUCGCACUCCAGCCCGUCUCGGACGGCCCCUCCAUCUCCGGCAAGCACGACUACCUGCCUGAGGCCGGAUGCCUUUCCUGGGGCUACGUAGACGACCACUGCAAUGGUCUUGUGUUGGUGCACAACUACCCCAACAGCGACUGGUAUGGGCCUUUACCGGGCCCUGCCGAUAGAAACAAUUUUCGGCGAAUUUGGACAAAUAUCCGCCGAAAUUCUGAACUCUGGUGUCGCUAUGUGCUUAAUCCGGCCACUCGAUGGCUAGCUCGCUUGCCCCCGUGCCCACCCCCGCCCAUCGAGAUCAAGCGCACCUUCCAAUCCGAGUACCUCGCGUACGAUCCGGCCGACUCGCCAUACUACGAGGUGGUUUCAGUUACCCGUUUCCAUUUUGUGCACAAGCCUAGACAUUGUUUCUAUGAGAGUUCUAGGGAUACACUUGACCCUGAGAUAGAACAAUCUGAGUGGCCACCGUUGGUAUGCAUCUUAAAUGUGUUCUCGUCGAGAACUGGACAGUGGGAGGAAAGGUCUUUUGCUCGAGAAGGUGAUUCCAUAGGGACAGUGUCUGGCAUGAGAAUAUCCUUGUCGAGUGAUAAGUAUCACGUGAUUAAACCACCACUAGGUAUUGAAGUAAAGCGCGGUCCUGAAUUUUAUCUAGGUAAGUCAUCUAAGGGGAUUUAUUGUGCAUCAAUCAAGGGAUGCAGAGUUCAAGUUUGGAACCUCAUUGAAUCUGGCUAUCAGAUGGAGUGGGUACUGAAGCAUGAUAGGGACAUUUCUAAGUGGUUUUCGAAGCAUAAGCUUGAGUAUUCAAGACCAUGUGCGAAUUAUGGUCGAAAAAUCCAAGGACCUUAG